AAAGGCUAGUUUCUUCUGGUCUCAUCAAGUUUUUUCAAGGAAUUAUGUGUACUGAAAGCGCUUGUGAACUUUGUGACGCACAUCCUUUCUAAUGCCGACUUGAUCUGGAAAAUCGAUUUUGCAUGUUUUCCAAAUAAAAAUACGCAAAUCAAUAUUCUCUGGGUGAUGCAAGUAGAUUAUCACUGUCUGUGCUCCUUAGAUCGACUGGUACGAGCUAGGAUAAAAAAAAAUUGUUCAAACUGCUGAGUCUGGACCACAGAACAUGUGAAUUUGUUCUUUCGUUGACCAUGAUGACUUUUGUUUAGAAAUGUCGGGACAUUGUGAGGAUAUCAGGCUUCAUCGAGUGAAAGAGAUUGCUGAUGGUGACGAUUUGAGUCAGAGGAGUACCGAAAGUAGCGAGAGCACCGGAGAUGACCGAGCGCAGUGGGGCGGGAAAUUAGAAUUCCUCCUGACGUGUGUUGGUUAUGCCGUUGGCUUGGGAAAUGUUUGGCGGUUUCCAUAUCUCUGUUACAGGAAUGGCGGAGGUGCAUUUCUUAUCCCUUACACUAUUAUGCUGGCUUUGGUGGGAUUGCCCCUGUUUUAUCUUGAAGUCGCCAUUGGCCAGUAUGCCAGUUUGGGACCUAUCUCUGUAUGGAGAAUAAAUCCUUUGUUUAAAGGUGUUGGAUACGCCAUGGUCAUCGUUUCUUGGUUGAUAGGACUUUACUACAAUGUUAUUAUAUCCCACGUGCUGUACUAUUUGGUCGCUUCGUUCACUUCGGAACUCCCCUGGACUACAUGCAAUAACGAGUGGAACACUCCCUUCUGCAGAGAAUACGAUUAUAGCAACCAGCAAACGAUAGGAAACAGCACUCUGAACUCGACCUUAGUGAAUUUCACGGUUAUAGAGAACACUACUGCAAUACAUCACAGCCUCAUAACCACACCCAGCGAGGAGUAUUACAACCGCCACGUCCUUGGAAAAUCCUCAGGAUUAGAUGAGUUCGGCUCGGUUCAGCCAUAUCUGGUCUUAACUCUGCUAGCAGCAUGGGUAAUUGUGUACCUAACACUCUUGAAGGGAAUACAAUCACUCGGAAAGGUUGUGUAUUUCACCGCCAUUUUCCCCUACGUCAUGCUGAUCGUUCUCAUGUUCCGGGGUGUUACACUUCCGGGCGCUGCCGAUGGUAUAGUAUACUACCUUAAACCAGACUUUGCAAAACUCUUGGAACCACGUGUUUGGAGCGACGCCUGUACACAGAUAUUUUACUCACUCAGUGCAUGCUCAGGAGGGCUGAUCGCCAUGUCCAGCUACAACAAAUUUAAGAACAACUGCUAUCGUGACGCAUUAAUUGUUUGCAUCAUCAACUGUGGUACAAGCGUCUUUGCUGGUUUUGUCAUCUUCUCUAUUUUGGGUUUCAUGGCCCAGGAAAAGAAUGUACCCGUUUCUGAGGUUGCACAAGGAGGACCAGGGCUGGCUUUCAUCGUAUAUCCCGAAGCCUUGUCACGUCUUCCAGUUGCGCCUAUGUGGGCUGUUCUCUUCUUCAUAAUGAUGGCAACCCUCGGUUUUGGCUCAGAGUUCUCAAUCGUGGAAUGUGUACUUAGCGCCCUGACGGACGUGUUUCCUCAAAUUCAGCCCAGAAAAUUCAACAUUAUAUUCCGCACUGUGUUCACAGCAUUCAGCUUCUUAUUGGGACUUCCGAUGGUUUGCAAGGGUGGAAUUUAUCUACUGAACUUGGUAGACUUCAGUGUUGGCGGAUUUCCCCUGUUAGUUGUCGGACUCUUUGAAUUAAUGGCAAUCAGCUGGAUCUACGGAUAUAACAGAUUUUCUGACAAUAUUUAUUCCAUGCUUGGAAGCAGACCGAGUAAAUACUGGGAAAUUUGUUGGAAGUUUAUAUCAAUUUUAGUAAUAGCUGUCACAGUCUUAAUGAAUAUUGUUAUGUACUCCGAGCCCGAUCUUGACGGACAGACAUAUCCUGCAUGGGCCAAAUCUCUCGGCUGGCUAAUCGUAAUGUUUCCUAUUAUCGUCAUUCCAUUGUGGUUCCUUGCCAAAUACUGCACCGAUGGCGGAUGGAAGUUAUUACGUGAAGGUGUCAAACCGUUGAAGUCUUGGGGACCCUCAGAAGCCAACAAGAAAUUUGAAUAUAGGGACAAUGGAGUGACGUACAGAUCUGACCGUAGCGCUUUCGCUAAGCUGAUGAGCAGUAAUUUAUCCAAUAUGACAACUAAUACUACGUUAUCAGACUUUCCCUUCAGUUCUUCCAAUGUACUUAACGGCCCCGAUAUGGCUUGAUGACGGGUGACCAUAGAAACAAACAUGUCUGUGAUGCUGAUUUUUUUGUUUUGUUCUGGUGUGAACUGUUGAAGGUGUGAAGUAUAUAGUGGUAGUUGUGUUAAUGUAAUGAUCAUUUUCACACACAUCUGCAUAUACCCAUACGACAAUUUUAGGGGUUUAGAAGCGUAAUAAAAUGUUGUAGUGCGAGUGGAAUUUGAGAUAAAGAUGAACGGAACGAAUGAAUGGUUAGUCUGGAGUUUCCCGGGACUUAUUAUUUUCUUGCAGCAAACUUGUCAAAUCAAGAUAUGAGUCCACUAGCUAAGGGUGUUUGGAUGUUAUAGUUGCAUAUCCUGGUCCUCAAUCCGAAACUCGAUCUGACAAUAUACAGCAAAUAUGUUGCAAUGACGUCACAUGAUCUACACAUAUCAUCAUCCGCCAUCUUAAUUUAUGACCAUGUAUCAUCGAGGUUUCGUAUCUUAAUUUAUGACCAUGUAUCAUCGAGGUUUCGUAUCUUAAUUUAUGACCAUGUAUCAUGGAGGUUUUGCAUCUUAAUUCAUGACUCAUAUAUCACCGAGGUUAAAUAAAUAAUUAUCAGAUUUUUUUUAUGAAACAAUAUUUUUAGUCAAUAUUUUAUUUUAUCUCCACGAGUGUUCAGUGUA
Messenger RNA from Saccostrea cuccullata (small rock oyster), 2907 nucleotides. RefSeq names its product sodium- and chloride-dependent glycine transporter 1-like. Gene Ontology annotation, cellular component: plasma membrane. Gene Ontology annotation, biological process: sodium ion transmembrane transport. The record is from RefSeq and is a predicted model, not a curated record. The transcript has 13 exons. The coding region runs from base 308 to 2266 and encodes 652 amino acids. NCBI's taxonomy places the organism in Eukaryota, Metazoa, Mollusca, Bivalvia, Ostreida, Ostreidae.